AUGAUGUCUUUCCUCGGCGGCGCCGAAUGCUCGACCGCAGGGAACCCACUGAGCCAAUUCACAAAACACGUACAGGAUGACAAGUCGUUACAACGGGACAGGCUUGUGGGGCGAGGGCCCGCAGGUCUGCAAGAAAGCUUCAGGAGUCAAGUGAAUGGGCCAAGCCAAGAUAAUAUGAUGCAAGAUUUCUUACAGCAUAAUGGUCAGCUCCACCAAGAUGUACCCCAACCCUUCGCAAUGGAGCAGAUGCGAAGAGACUUGGAUGGCUAUCGAACAACCACCCCCCGAAUACACUCACCUGGCUGGGCAUCGGAAUUCGAUCACGGGGAGCAAGCGCGCUUGGAGGCUGCGUUUCAAGCGCCAAAAUCAGGAGGCUUUGUCCCUGCUGGCUUUACACCAGCUGAGUUUCAGCGAUUCCAGCAGAUUGAGAGGAAUGGAUCAGCUAGGGUUGGGAGUCCAACCUCGUACACAGAUCUAGGGAUGAAUGGCUACAAUAGAUCGAUGGGAAUGGGCUACGGAAUGAAUAUUGGGAUGAUGGGCUCACAGUAUAGGCCAAUGGGCUUGCAGAGGAGACCGUCAGAACAGCAGACUACUGGCAAAGGAAAAGGACGAAUGGUGGAGCUUGAUGAGAAAGAUUGGGAACAGCAGUUCGCAGAAAUGGACGCAGAAACUCAACGCGAUUUAGACGCUGAAGCAAACGCAGCGAUAGAGCAGGAGCUCAAUAACAUGGACAGGUCAGUCCUUUCCGAGACCAAUGAGUUUGGCGACUUCGAGAGCGUGUGGCGAGGAAUACAAGCUGAGACUGCCAACGCUAAAUCCAUGAUGGAUAAUGGCGAAUACGGUAUGCACAUGGGCGAGGAGCUACCGUUACGAGACUACGAUACUUGGGACAACUUUGACAGCAACUUUCAUGACGGUUAUCGGGAUCCUCAGAUGGGCAAUUAUACUUUUGAAGAAGACAAUCCUUUCAGCGCAACUAAAGACCCGUUCGAAGAAGGCAUCAAAGUAAUGAAUGAGGGUGGUAAUCUUUCCCUGGCCGCUCUCGCUUUCGAAGCCGCUGUACAGAGAGAUCCGCAACACGUACAAGCCUGGUGCCAACUCGGCAGCGCACAAGCCCAGAACGAAAAAGAGUCGCCAGCCAUUCGCGCUCUCGAACAAGCUAUCAAGCUCGAUCCCAAAAACCUCUCAGCCUUAAUGGGUCUCGCUAUAUCAUAUACAAACGAGGGUUACGACUCCACCGCCUACCGCACUUUAGAACGCUGGGUUUCAACAAAGUAUCCUCAGAUCGUUUCUCCCGAUGACCUUACCCCGCCAGGUGAUUUCGGUUUCACAGACCGCCACGUUCUCCAUGAAAAGGUGACGACCCAAUUCAUCCGCGCAGCCCAACUCUCCCCAGAUGGCGAACAUAUGGACCCAGACGUGCAAGUGGGUUUAGGCGUGCUCUUUUACGGUGCAGAAGAGUACGGCAAAGCUGUUGAUUGCUUUGAAUCGGCGCUUACAAGCACUGAGUCUGGAACAACUAAUGAACCUCACCAAGCGCACCUUCUCUGGAAUCGGUUGGGCGCCACACUCGCAAACAGCGGCCGCAGCGAAGAGGCAAUCGCAGCAUACGAAAAAGCUCUAACCCUAAACCCCAAUUUCGUCCGCGCUCGUUAUAACCUCGGCGUUUCCUGCAUCAACAUCGGUGUGCUCCCCCAAGCGGCACAGCACCUCCUUGGCGCACUAAGUAUGCAUCGCGUCGUCGAGCGCGAGGGCAUGCAACGUGUCAAGGAGGUCAUAGGCGAGGAUCCAGAAAGUAGUACGAUCGACGAAAGCGAUGUGGAGAGGAUGGUGGGUAUGAAUCAAAGUACGAAUUUGUUGGAGACACUGAAGAGGGUUUUUAUGAACAUGGGAAGAAGAGAUCUGAUGGAGAAGGUGGAGUUGGGAAUGGAUAUUGAGCAGUUCAGGGGGGAGUUUGAUUUCUGA
This is a messenger RNA of Letharia columbiana, 1965 nucleotides long. RefSeq lists its product as uncharacterized. NCBI's taxonomy places the organism in Eukaryota, Fungi, Ascomycota, Lecanoromycetes, Lecanorales, Parmeliaceae. The transcript has 2 exons. Gene Ontology annotation, biological process: protein import into peroxisome matrix, docking. Gene Ontology annotation, cellular component: cytosol; peroxisomal membrane. The record is from RefSeq and is a predicted model, not a curated record. The coding region runs from base 1 to 1965 and encodes 654 amino acids. Gene Ontology annotation, molecular function: protein binding.